AACACAAAGCACCCAUGUAGAGAUGUAAAGUGUGGUUGUUCGUUAUCUAUCGAAUUGAAAGGCGUCUUUGUUGGCUUAGUACUAAAAAGACAUCAUUCAUAUUUCGUAUGUAAGAGUAGGUUAUUUAAUCCAUAGCCGAAGUAUGUGCAAAGCUCAUAGCGGUUUAGCAGGUUCUUGUUGUUUCUCUCGCUAGCGUUAGCUGGCACUAGCCUACUAAACCUAGUACAUACGUACUUGGAAUAAGCUGUGGCAGGAUGCACCUCGGUGUCCUGGUACUGUCCUCUCUGUUAAUGACUGUUACCGGACAGCAAGUGGAUGACGACUGGAUAGACCCUUAUGAUAUGCUCAACUAUGAUACCAAUACCAAAACCAUGCGGAAGUUUGCAGAGCCAAACAACUAUCCCAAUGUGCCAACCAAAAGAAGAGAAUACACCGGAGACUCCAGCCAAGCGGAGCUGACCACAUGUAAGAAACAUGCAGAGGAGUUACAGAAACAGAAUGAAGAACAACAAAAGACGAUUUCUACCAUGUCAAAGCAGCCCUCAUGCAAUCCAGUGUUCAAGAGAUUCCUUACCAGACUUCUGAAGGAAAUGGAGAGAGUUGGUUUGCCGAGUGACUCUGCUGAUGCCCUCUAUGAUGCUAAAAUCAGAGUGUCCAAACAAACCUUGACAGAGCUUCGGACUGUUCUUGAGGGCAAGGAAAGUGGGAGAAUAGGGCCUCUGGAUAACGCUGUUAGUCAGAUACUGAUAGAUCUGCGGCAACACGACUUUGAGGCCUGGAAGUGGCGUUUUGAAGACACUUUUGGUGUUGAGAUUGACACUGUAUUAAAGAUGGGACUGUGUGUCCUGGUCAUAGUGGCCAUCAUCUGCACUCAGCUGUGGUCAACGGUCUCCUGGUUUGUACAGUUCAGUCGGCUGUUUGCAGUGUGUUUCUGCAUCAGUAUUAUCUGGAACUGGCUCUAUCUGUACAAGAUUGCCUUUGCUGAGCACCAGAACAACAUAGUGAAAAUGGACAGUGUGAAUGCAAAGUGCACCGGAGUGAAGAGAAUUGACUGGAGUGACAGUUUGAAAGAGUGGUUCAGAAGCACCUGGACUCUUCAGGAUGACCCUUGUAAGCAAUACUAUGAGGUCCUCAUGGUAAACCCUAUUCUGCUGGUACCUCCAACCAAGGCGAUCUCCGUUACUAUCACCACAUUCAUCACGGAGCCACUGAAGCACAUUGGCCAAGGGAUCAGUGAGUUUCUUCGAGCUCUCCUUAAAGACCUACCAGUUCAGCUGCAGAUCCCCGUCCUUCUCACCAUUGUGCUCUCCAUUCUGGUUGUCAUGUAUGGAGGUGUGAAUGCAGCCUUUCAACAUGGAAUCACUGCACCUUUUCGCAGACGUAGAAGGGACCCACCCCCUCCAGCACUGGAUCAACGGCGGCCUCAACCCAGGAGGAUUGAAGGCCGUCGUGACUCAGCAGGGGGCGAUGCACCACGAAACGGCCAAAGACAUCAAGAUGGCGAGGACAGAUUUAACAGGGACCAGGUUCGUCAGAGGCGAGCCGUCAGAGGCCGAGAGCAGCCGGGCAGGAUGUUUGUGGAGACCCUGCGUAAUGCUGAUGAUCUUUACAGGGAUGAGAGGGACGGCGAACAUUAUGACGAGAGUCCUGAGGCUGAGCACUCGGAGAAUCCGUCUGCCUCCGAGUCUGAUUCUGAAAACAAGCAGGAAACACCAGAGCAGCCAGAAGGACACGGUGCUGUCAGCGCAGCGACGCAACGCACUGCAUCAGAUUCGUUGCAGUUAAAAACCAAACCUGUGGAAGGGAACAAAAGCCCUUCAGAAGAUGAACUAAGCAGAGAAGGUGCAGCAGCCAGAAGACAGCCAAAUAACAGAGGAGCUCCAGUGGCAGCACCAAACCAGCCGUCAGCAAUGGAAACAGAGCAGGAUGUUCAGCACUGCUCAUGCACUAAUGGGAUGAUGAAUUUUUACAUACGACACAAAUUGGAUCCAGAUGGUUCAGCUGAAGACAGGACCUCUGUUAUGUCUAUUGAAACUGUGGGAGUUCCUGUUCAGGAGACGACUCCAGAAGCAGCACAGUAGCCAGCACUGCGAUCAUCAGUGUUUGGUACUGGCCUUUGGUUGGACUUAGUAGAUGAUAUGGCCAAAGAAGGUGAAUUAUCACAGUCAGUAUUGACUACAUAUGCCCAGCUGCUGUCCUCUGAAACGCCGUUCUGAUGAAUGGGGAAAGGGGUGACAGAAAAAGGCAUAGCUCAGUAUCUGGGUAUUACAGUGUAUGUUUCCUACCAGCAGAAAACUGGUCUGUGUAAUAUGGGGGUAACAGUGUUUAUGCUAUUUUUAAUAUGGGCGGUUUUGAUUAAUAAUGGAUGUUUAUGUAGAGGAUUUGUGAAAUGCUGGAAACUGAGUGUUGGUUUUCUUAAGCAUCAGUACUUAAAUUUUUUAUUCUUUUGAGAAUGAAGCAACAGCUGAAACGAAGAUGGAAAUGACUAAUUAAACUGUAAAUGGGAACAGCAGAAAUAGAUGUUGAUCUUCACAGUCAAAGAAUGACCAACACUAAUAGUUGUCCUGAAAGAGUAUUUUUAACAAAAGCACAAGAAAAUACAAAUCCGACAAUGCAAUCACGUUAGUUUUGAAUCCAUAGACAAGCAUGUCCUUAAUCUGCUGUUCCCAUCACCUCCAUGAUACUUCAGAAUUCAGUUGUUUUGUUUUUUUGCCAGUGAUGGAAAUAUUUGUUAACUGUCUCAUAUCACUGACCACCUUGUUUAAUUCUUAACUACAGGUAUUCCUCAGGUGUCGAUGUAAAAAGUAAAAGGGUUUUCUACCGUGUUGGCUGAAACUGGUGCAACAGGUCUGAUGAUCACAUGUCAGUGUUGACUUUAGUCUGUUUCUGUUUUUCUAAAGUGGCCAAAAAAGUGAACACUGCUGUUGUAAAUGGUUUUCUGGAUUGUUUUAAACUAGAUUUACAGCUUAUUAUGUGCUAUCACGCUUCAGCUGUGACCACUGAAGGUCAAUUGUAUUUGAUAUCUGGGAUUUAAUUUUCACCAUAUGGUAAUAAUUAAUCUUUAUAAAUAAAUACAUUUUGUACUUAAGUUGUUGUUGACCCUGCAUGAAUACUCACCUUUAAGUGAAGCAGGCUCUGCAAUAGGAUGUUAUUUUGAAGCUCUGUUUCCUGAUUUUUGCACUAACCAAAGAUCGACAAGGUGCAGUUGUAAACAAACUUUUUUUUAAGAUGAGGCAAACAAUGGCUGUGGUUACAUGGACAAAAAUUCUACAUUCAGGAUGAAAUAAUUCUUAUAAGAAAUUCCAACUUGAACUAUUUUCAUCUAUUGUGGAAGUAUAACAGGAACAGUUUUAAAGAUUUUCAUAAUGAAGAU
Messenger RNA from Sphaeramia orbicularis (orbiculate cardinalfish), 3373 nucleotides. It is a transcript of the gene clcc1, whose product is annotated as chloride channel CLIC-like 1. The record is from RefSeq and is a predicted model, not a curated record. Lineage: Eukaryota; Metazoa; Chordata; Actinopteri; Kurtiformes; Apogonidae. Gene Ontology annotation, cellular component: endoplasmic reticulum; membrane. The transcript has 11 exons. Bases 255 to 2081 code for a protein of 608 amino acids. Gene Ontology annotation, molecular function: chloride channel activity.